AAAAGAAAUAAAUAUUUGAAAAGCAAAAAAAAAAGAAUCAGAAUAUGUUCAUCUUUUUUUUAUAUAGAUGUCAGAUUUCCUAUGCAAGUACUGCGGCUUGAUAUUUAAGAAUCACCUUGAAGGUCAAAUGCAUGAAGAUGGACAUAACCGCCCAAUGCUAUCGAAUAAUGAUGAUGAUGACCCAGUAAUGAUAUAUAAUUGUUACCAGUAACUAAUCUUAAUUACAUAAUCAUACAUUUUUACUCAGUUUUAGAAUAUUAAUAGUAAAAAUCAACGAUUUCAUCUUACUAUGAAUUACGGAAAUAUCACAUCCUUAAACGUUUUCAAUUUUAAUAUUAUAAUUGAAUUAUUGUUUCCGGAUUAAUCAAGAAAGUAGAAGUAAGUAGUAAAAUCAUAAAAAAAAGACCAUUACACUAUUGAGAUUAAAUUGCAUAUUCAUUUUAUGAGUACACAUGAAUAUUUUUAAACUAGAUGAACACCUUCUUCUUAUGCGGAUACUGCGGAUUAUUGUUUGACGAUGACAACGAAGGUCAAAGACACGAGAGUGAACACGAUCUUCAUCAUGACGGUGAAAAGGGGGCAACAUUCCAUUCAAAAACAGAUCAAGAACAUCAUUGCCACCACUGUGAUAAAGUAAUGAGCAAUGAACAGGACCUGAUGUUUCACGAAUUAGCUCAUGAUUUGGAUCAAAUGGAAUACAGCGGUGAAGGUCCAUGGUCCCCAUUGAUUCCCAAUUCAACAUGUGAACCUAUGGAAGAGGACCAUGUUGCAGAUCAAGAAAUGGCUCCUGAAUCCAUGGAAUCCGAUGAAGCAUCAACCUCUACUAGAACCAACUCAUCUCAAAUUGGUUUUGGCGGUGUGAAAAAAAUACCAUAUACCAUUCAAAAAGUAGGAGAACGAACUAUAAUGAAAAAUAAUGCUAUCGAUGUAAACUACAAUAUUCGGUUUAAUGCAGAAAACCCUGAACAAGGAAUGAGGCUGACUGAUCUGCUUCGUGAAUUAGAAGAUAUGUUUGACAACAUUCUCAAUGAAACAGCUCGAUGA
This is a messenger RNA of Magallana angulata, 1044 nucleotides long. RefSeq lists its product as uncharacterized. The coding region runs from base 472 to 1044 and encodes 190 amino acids. The record is from RefSeq and is a predicted model, not a curated record. The transcript has 2 exons. Lineage: Eukaryota; Metazoa; Mollusca; Bivalvia; Ostreida; Ostreidae.